Molecule: messenger RNA, 6928 nt
Organism: Scatophagus argus
Lineage: Eukaryota; Metazoa; Chordata; Actinopteri; Scatophagidae
Product: TBC1 domain family member 12-like
Exons: 13
Coding region: 349-3213 (954 amino acids)
Source: RefSeq, a predicted model, not a curated record
GGCAUGACGUCAUUGCUGGGGUAUUUUCAAGAUGGCGCUGGACUGUGGCCGGAAUGCCGCUACUGCAGCCAAACGCUGAGGGAUUUAAUUAAUCUUCAGCUCGGCGGCAACGUUAACUUCGAACGACGGAGAAAAUAUAGUUGUUUUAGACUCCAGAAAUGAAUACGUUACAUCCGGUGGGUGUCAGGUAACGCCGAAGUAUCCCUGGCUAAAAUGGUAGCCCCUUUCUCCAAGAACAACAAAACCUGCCGCUGUUGUUGCUGCUGCGGAGCUCGGCCGACGGGGCAGGAGGAGUCGUUGCAGGAUUUUAUGUCCGGGGCCGAGGCUCGCUUGGUGGACUGAGUGGUCAUGGAAACGACGAAGGAGAACGGAGGGUCGCUUACAGUCGACUUGAAUGAGAACGAAGAAGAAGGAGGAGGAGUAGGGGGAGUGGGCAAAACGGGUCUUAAGUCUUACAUCGCAUUCAGAGACCACAACACAGCGCUGCUAGCCGGUGUCAGCGGGGGUCAGGAAGCUGGGAGCGGUCACAGUUAUGUGACCGGCAACGGGAGGAAUGUAAACAGAGACGCCUCAGGACAGUCGCCCCCACACAGCAGGGAGAUGAUGUUGGUCGCGGCGGAAAAGCACCUCCCUGGCCAGUUGACUGACAGCUGUGUGAUUUCGGGGGGUUACAGCGACCACAGUGCCCUGAACGGAUUUACUGAGUCAUUCGGCCAGGAGGAGCCGACAGUUGUUGCGCUGGAAGGAGGAGGAGGAGGAGGAGGAGAAGGAGGAGGACUCGGCCUCACGGGGACCACAGUCGCUUCCUGUCCAGCUGUGCUCCUGGGUCGGGUUUCGACUGAGACGGGCCGACAGACAUGGCAGCAUCCUGCUGGUGAGAGCGACGGGGAAAUCCCGAAUUGUAACGACGUUACACCGAGAGGAGAGACGACUGUCGACUGUACCGGGACUCCUCUCCCUCAGGACCGGCUCCCGUGCACAGGGAAGCACCAGCGGAACUGCGCCUGCUCCGCCGCAGCCGCCUCCUGUCCACAUGUAAACAUGCUGAACGGGGAUGCUGACAGGCCGGGGUGCGAAGCGGAUGUCUCUUACUGUAAACAGUCAGGGCUGUUUUCCAGCCCGUUGCCGGACCAGAGACUCGGUUCCUGCGACGUGGACUGUGAGGAAGUGAAAGUAGCCAACGGUGGUUUACACAUUGUAAACACUGACAGAGCAACAUGUGACGGGGCCGACUCGGACUGCACCCCCGAAAGCAACGCCGACAUUCAUUACGACCUUGGGGCACAGCAAGAAAACGAUGCUGGGUCCGGAUUUAGUCUCAGCGACCGCAGCGGAGCUUUGGUCUCCAAGUGCCCCGAGGAGGAUGCUCCAUCUGCUGCACAGCCCCCUCGUUUCCUCAAUCCCUCCUCUCCGGUCCCGUCCUGUGACUCCUCUGCCAUGGGAUCAAGUGCCAAACUCGCCUCGCCCUGCCCCCCAACCCUCUCCAGUGUGAACAGUGACAGUCCCCCCUCGGAGCCCAGCACCAGGGAGGAUGAGGAGGAACUCAGUGACCUUAGUUUACCCGUCAGGCCACAAAGUUUGAGGACUAAUCUAAACCUCGCCGUGUCCCUCAGCUGCGAUGCCACCCCGCUGUCCCCUGACGAGGAUGGGGGCUUUUAUUUUGGAGAUGAGGACUACGGGGAGGACUUGAGGAACGUUUUGGAAGCGGGUCGCAGGCAGAGCGCUCCGGACAAGCUGCCAGACCUGACCGAGCAUUCAGACAGUUCAGAGUCCAAGCUGAUGCCAAAGAGGUUCGGCAUCGCAGAUUUCUUCACCAGGAGCCUGUUUUCUAGGAAACCCAAAGAGCCCAAAGUCCUGUCCCAUAAUGCAACAGGGUGGCGACUGUUCGGCAGGACAGCAGCCAGAGAAGGCGAUCCAGUGAAAGAGCCUGCCUCCACGUUGUCCACAGAACAGUCUCCUCAGGUGGAGCAGGAGAAGGACUCAGGCGGGUCCUCGUGCUCUCAGCUCCCCCUGGCUGCAGUGAGGAGGAAGAACCUGGAGUUUGAGCCUCUUUCCACCACAGCUCUCAUCCUGGAGGAUCGGCCAGCGAACCUGCCUGCCAAAUCUAUGGAGGAAACUCUGAGACACAAAAUGGAGUAUGAUGAGAUGGUGGCAGGAGCCAAGAGGAGAGAGAUGAAGGAAGCCCAGAGGAAGAAGCGUCAGAUGAAGGAGAGACACAGACAGGAGGACAGCAUCUCCAACGCCAUGGUCGUCUGGAACACGGAGAUCCUGCCGCACUGGGACACCAUGAAGGGAACGAGGCGGGUCAGGGAGCUGUGGUGGCAGGGACUUCCUCCCAGCGUCAGAGGAAGAGUGUGGAACCUCGCCAUCGGCAACGAGCUCAACAUCACACCAGAGCUGUAUGAGAUCUUCCUGUCCAGAGCCAAAGAGAAGUGGAGGAGCUACAGUGAAACCAGCUCAGUGAAUGACAGCGAGAGCGAGGGGACGUCUCUGGCCGACAGAGAGUCCAGCCUGGACCUCAUCAAACUGGACAUCUCCAGAACCUUCCCUUCUCUCUUCAUCUUCCAGAAGGGUGGUCCCUACCACGACCUUCUCCACAGUGUACUGGGGGCUUACACCUGUUACAGACCUGACAUCGGCUACGUCCAGGGCAUGUCAUUCAUCGCUGCUGUGCUGAUCCUCAACCUGGAGGAGGCCGAGGCCUUCAUCACCUUCGCCAACCUGCUCAAUAAGCCCUGUCAGAUGGCCUUCUUCAGAGUCGACCAUGAACUGAUGCUGAAGUAUUUUGCAGCCUUUGAGGUUUUCUUCGAGGAGAAUCUGCCCCGUCUCUUCAGCCACUUCCAAACCAACAACCUGACCCCUGACCUCUACCUGAUCGACUGGAUCUUCACUCUGUACAGUAAGUCACUGCCCCUGGACGUGGCGUGCCGGGUGUGGGACGUCUUCUGUCGGGACGGGGAGGAGAGUUUGUUCCGGACUGGGCUGGGGAUCCUGCGUCUUUUCGAGGACAUCCUGCUCCAGAUGGACUUCAUCCACAUCGCUCAGUUCCUGACCCGCCUGCCGGAGGACCUGCAGUCGCACACGCUCUUCGCCGCCAUGGCCAACACACACAUGAUCAGCAGGAACCGCCGCUGGGCUCAGGUGUUUUCUGCACUGAUGAAGGAUGGAAAUAAAGAGACGGACAGAAACACCAGCCCGGCUUUGAGAAGCUAACAGCAGAGGCUAGCUGUGAAGCUUGAAGCUACGUAGCCUGAAGCUAAGACGUUUACCUACGAAGCUUGAAGCGAGGCAGGAGCUGACAUCAGAGAUGAGCCGUUAGAUCGGCCGGCCGGUCAGGAGGAGGAAGAAGCUGCUCCGGCGUGUCCUGAAAAUCUAAAAACCCGAGUGGGAAACCAAGGCGGUUGGUUAAUUCUGAACUUCGACAGCCAUUAUCAGUAUUUCACCAGUUGCCGGUUGUUUCGGCAGCAGAGUCACUAUUUGACCAGCCUGGAAAACCUGAAAAAUGAAACAUGACUUUGGGAUGAUGUGGCGGCUGGGAGGGAAAACUCGCUGAUUGGUUUGUGGUAAUUCUGCCUCCACGCUGGGACACAAACACCACUAACACGAGCUGUACGCCCUGUGUAAUUCUCAAAGACUCUAAUCUUCGGUGCUAAUGAUUUUCUAAAGGCCUCGAAAAUGACCUCUGUGGUUUAAUUAUUAAUGUAGGUCCUUGUGGUUUUGACUUAAUGACACUAUGAUUACUUUGCUGCGUUUUUAGCUUGAAUGAGGCCUCUGGAUCUAAAAAUGACGGCAAUCUGCCCCAAAACGAAUGAUGCUGAUAUCCUGGGAAAAUUAGCUUCCCAUUUUAGCUUUUUCAAAUUUUUACACACAACCAAGACAAGAAAAGGUUUGGAAGCCGAGAGGAAAACGCUUGGGGAAACAAACGUAGUCUUUCCAAUCGGUAGGCAGGAAUCAAAUUAUAAUAUAUGUUAAUUAAUUACGAGCAGGCGAUGAGUAAAUAUUUUGUAAUUUUGAUGUUUUACAGGAAAUUAAUUUCCAAUAUCCAAUAUGGUCCAAUUUUUUUUACAUGUUAUGAAAGUCAGUUUUUGUGAUGGUGAAUACAGGAAGUCACUGUCACCGUGGGUGUAACCAAUUUUUAGAUGCUUCAGAGUAAAAACUCGUCGUGUCCUCGGUCAGCGGCCGCACGUCUGUGAUUCCCGGUUAGAUUAGAUAGAAACACUUGGCUUGGCUUUUAGCUUUUAGCAGCUUGGGCUUGAGAAUGAAGCUCUUGAUUCUUUGCAGCUGAAUUUUUCUCGCUUGUUUCGUCGUUUGUGAAAAUGCAAAACGAAAUCCUCAGCAGACUGGGAGUUUCUGUCCAUGAACAGGUCUUGCACUCCGAACACGUUAGGGCAUUUUAGUACGAGAAUGUUUGGGAAAAUGUUAGCGUUUUUACUUAGCGGCAGAUUGUUUCUGUUCUUAGUUUGAACAGCAGGCAGACGUGAGCAGAACUGAACGCGGUUCCUCCCAGCGUGAUGUUGAGCCUCCUGCUGCUGACUUCAGACACGAAACUCGAGCUGACUAAUCGUGAUUGACUGUUGGUCAGCCAAAACCAGAUGGACUCUGGGAGACUGGACUUUCAGUGUGUCCUUACAUUUUAGAGAUAAAGCAGUUAGGACUGUGAGUAAUGAUUGUCGUUAUUAUUGAUUGUUCUGCUGUUUAUUUUCUCAAUUAACCGUUUGAUCUAAAAAAUGCAAGCCAAACUGUGGAAAAUGUCUUUCCCAGAGCGCAAAGAGAAGUCUUCAGAUUGCUUGUUCUGUCCGACCAGCAGUCCAAACGCCGACGAUGUUCAGUUUACUGUCACAGAAGAACAUAUUCAAAUCCGAAAGGUGGGAAACUGCAGUUUUAUGGUCAUUUUUGCUCAAUGCAGAUCAAUUGUUCUUUGAGUUGAAACAAUUAGCCGUGCAGCAGAAAGUGAGUCCAUUUGGCAUCCACACAUCCGACACUCCAAACGACUGCUGUGUGUGUGUGUGUGUCAGUCACACAUUAGAAGCAGCAAACACAAAGUUUCCAGCCUGUGCCAGACGCCCCGUAUGUUCAGUCUGGAUUAUAAUCCCACAGAGACAGAACGUCAGCCUGUCCGAGGGCUUUACGUCACCUCCACUCUGUCACUUUGUGCUCAACACUCCACGCUGUAAUGUAACCUCCGCCUCCGUUUCAGCCCUACCUCGCCAUGACCACAUACACACACACACACACACACACACACACACACACACAGCUGAUGAGUCCUUUCCACUCACCCCGCAGCAGAUGAGCAGGCCUUAAAACGUGGACCAAGCAGUCAAAUCUGACUGCAGGAAAACUCGUCAGAGUAGACGAGCGAGGAGGAGGAGGGGGAGGAGGAGGGGGAGGGGGUGUGAGACGGGAGGUGAAGCAGCUCUGAAAGAAUCGAGAGGAUUUUUUAUUUAUAGAUUUUUUACAACCACUUUUGAUUGCGACUAACUUAUUGCUGCCUUUGUUAUUUUCUGUCUGUGGUCACUUUUCUUCGUUAUGGCGUGUUGAUGCUCUGAGUGGAGACGGUGGGAGGUCAGAAUGGUCAGCCUUUUCCUCCACGCUGCUGCUUCUCCGCUGAGUUUCUCUGCAUCUCACCAGUGUUACGCCACACGACUCCAGAGAUAAGACUUUGUUGUUGCACACUGACCAACCAGAGGCCAGAACGCGUGUGUGCGUGCUGAUGAACCAGCUGGUUUCAGUGUGGUUCUGGAUGGCUGACGUCUCGCCAUCCCAACGACCCGCUGAGCGCCGUGUUUUAGAUUCACUGGAGAGCAAACAUUUAUGUCUUUAAAACGCCAACUCGCGUCUGUUCAGGCUGAUUCUCGCGUACUUCACACUAACUCACAGCUUCGUAAUCUUUCUCAGUUAUUCAGGAAGUUAGCUGAGGAAGUGCUGUGAAUUUUCAAAAUAAAACUUGACCAAAGUGUUCAUUUAGCACUUGACAGUGAAAUCAGAGUGUAAACGAAUGUUUCCCAGACUGAGUCACUAUUUCAGGUGUGGCUUCACACGUUUACUGUCCCAUUAACAGUAAAGUCACAUAAUGAGCACGUGCAUCAUUCAGUGCGUGUCCUCUGAAGACUCAGAAACGCCUCCAGUGGAUCUAAACACUUCAGCUUCAAAACGAAUCACAGAAGAUAAAAGAAUUAGCACUUUGUGAACACGAGCUGCUGUGUUUUUACAGCCACACUAAUUACACUGAUGCUCAGUGAUGCAGAAAAACAUGAAAUCUUUUCUCGUUUCUCGUUUCUUUUUAAGGUGAAUGAAGAAAGUUUUAUCAUCUCCACACUGUGGAGUUUGUCACACCUUCAUGCAUCCUGAGAAGUUUUCCCUGAAGCUAAAAAUAUUCUCAACACUUAAACCAAAAUUUGUCUUAAUUGUUCUGCGACAGCGAUAUCCUCAGUCUGCGUGUCGGGUUAUAAGUGACUCCAGAUUUUUGAUUUUAGUUUGGUUUUGUCAGUGUUAACGCACAGGAUGCAGUAUGCGAACGUUUGUCCUGUCAGUUUAUCUGAGAGUCAGAAAAGUUUCAGAAAUGUUAAGUAACAUAUGGUGUUGGUUUUGGCAGGAGAUACUCAGUAUGAUUACCCAGAAUCCUCAGCAGGUUGACCUGAAGGUCCCUCGUCAGUCAGCUGUCAGCACAAGAUGAGAUUAAUGAGUUUUUUUUGUCCCCUCUAAUAUGUUCCACAAAUUCAUUUUAUUUUAUUUUUUGUUGUCACUUCAGUUGUAUUUUAUAUUUUCAUGUAAAUUCAGUUAACUUUUUUCCUUGUUUUCUUGUCAGAUUUCAGUGUACAGUGUUUCAUGAUGCCUUACAGGUGAUGUAAAUAAACUGUAAAAAUGUCCUUUCUUUUCAUAUACUGGCCACUAGUUACACAUGUAAAUAAAUGUCUCAGCAGACCGA